AUGUCGGAAGUUUAUAGCAUUGAGCCUAAAACAUGUGGAAAAGUAAUCAUAUAUACCAGCCUAGGUGAAUUGGAAAUUUUGCUCUUCAGUAACGAAUGCCCAAUAGCUUGUAAAAAUUUUAUUCAAUUGUGUUUAAAUAAUUACUAUAAUAAAAAUAAGUUUUUUCGAGUUAUUCCAAAAUUUUUAAUUCAAACGGGAGACCACACAAAUACUGGAUUACAUAAUGAAUAUGCCUUUAAGGAGCCUUUCCAAAAUGAAUGUAAUAGUCGAUUAAAAUUUUUAUAUAUGGGAUGUGUAGCUUUUGCUAAUUUAAAUAUAGACAAUCCAUCUAACGGUAGUCAAUUUUUUAUUACCCUUGAUAAAUCUGAAUGGUUAAAUAACAAAAGUACUUUAUUUGGAAAAGUAGCUAAACAUAGUCUAUAUAAUUUGAUAAAAUUUAAUAAUAUUAAAACUAAUAAAAAUGAUGAACCUAUAGAAGAUAUCCCAUAUAUUGAAUAUAUAAAAGUUAUUGAAAAUCCAUUUCACCAUUUAAUUCCUUCUAUUCGUUAUGAAGAAGAUAAAUUAAAACAAAAAAAAGAGGAAAGCUCGGAAAUAAAGCCUAAGAAAAGUCUAAAACCAAAUUUGCUUUCUUUCACUUUUGAGGGAAGUGAUGCGGAUCAGGAAGAAGAAAAAGAGGAGGAAGAAAAAGAGGAGGAAGAAAAAGAGGAGGAAGAAAAAGAGGAGGAAGAAAAAGAGGAGGAAGAAAAAGAGGAGGAAGAAAAAGAGGAGGAAGAAAACGGAGAGGAAGAAAAAGGAGAGGAAGAAAACGAAGAGGAAGAAAAAGGAGAGGAAGAAAUGGAGGAUGAAAAUGAGGAGGAAAAACAAGCAAAAAUAAAUUUGCUGAAAAAAAAAGCAACUGAAAUAGAAAAAUUGAACCCAAAGAAAAAUAAAAGUCCCUCAUCCUUAAAUGAAAUCACAGAUUUAGACGAAGAAUACUUGAAGAAAAUAAAAAAACGCAAAAAAAUGUCCAAAAAAGAAAGAGAAGAAGAGUCACUUAAAAAGUUAAAAGAAUUUGAUAAUCGCCUGAAGGAGCUUUUUUCAAAGAAGGGUAGUCAAAAUACUGUAUCGAAGCCCGAUUGGAUAAACACAACAGGGUUGAAAUUUCGCAUUGAUUCCUCCAAUGCUUAUGACUAUGAAGACCUUAAAAAAAAUGUUGUGGAUUCGAUGGACAACGAAAGGAAAGAAACUUACAACCCCAAUUUUAAUAUGAAGAAAUAUAAAAAGAAAAGAGAAAAAUAA
This is a messenger RNA of Plasmodium berghei ANKA, 1278 nucleotides long. RefSeq names its product peptidyl-prolyl cis-trans isomerase, putative. NCBI's taxonomy places the organism in Eukaryota, Apicomplexa, Aconoidasida, Haemosporida, Plasmodiidae. The record is from RefSeq and is a predicted model, not a curated record. Gene Ontology annotation, biological process: protein peptidyl-prolyl isomerization. The coding region runs from base 1 to 1278 and encodes 425 amino acids. The transcript has 8 exons. Gene Ontology annotation, molecular function: peptidyl-prolyl cis-trans isomerase activity. Gene Ontology annotation, cellular component: catalytic step 2 spliceosome.